This is a messenger RNA of Corticium candelabrum, 1342 nucleotides long. RefSeq lists its product as uncharacterized. Gene Ontology annotation, molecular function: protein dimerization activity. NCBI's taxonomy places the organism in Eukaryota, Metazoa, Porifera, Homoscleromorpha, Homosclerophorida, Plakinidae. The coding region runs from base 139 to 1137 and encodes 332 amino acids. The transcript has 6 exons. The record is from RefSeq and is a predicted model, not a curated record.
ACAACUUCUGUAGCAAUCGUGCAAGGUUCCUUGAACUCUGCUAGUUACACGAACGGACCACGUCUGUCUCAUAAUGCUUAAUACGUUGUCUCACCCCCAGUCCCCUCUCAUCCAGCGCAGUGUAUUGAUCCUCACUCGAUGGAUGCGGAAAACGGGGAGGAGCAUCCUAGUGGCAGCGUACGAGAUCGCAAAGAGAGUUGCAAACUGAUUUUACAACGAAACGGCCCUAGCGCUGCAAGGAAGAAACUGGGAGAUUGCAGGUGCGGUACCGGUGUUGGUGUUAGGCAGCGUGAGACACCAGAGGGGAGAGAUCGACACAAUCUAGAUGAGAAGGAAAGACGCCGAGACUUGGCUGCGAGGGAGUUCAAAUUGGCUAAUGUGCUAGGAUUAAGUCGAUCAUGCAAAAAGAAAGAGUUGUUACGGCGCGCUAGAAAAGAGAUCGAGAGUUUGAAGAGUGAAGAAAGGAAGCUGGAGGAAUCGAAACGGAAAGAGCAAAUGCAUCAAGAAAGGUUGAAAGGGCAGCUAAAUGUGUUGACGAGGAUUCAACCGGAAGUCCCUCCUCAAAUAUGGAGAAACGAAUUUGCUUCAGCCGUCUCUAUUACUGCUAAUGAUGUUCCACAACCCAACUCGGUCCGUUCUAGCAGGAAGCGUCGUCAAUCAGACUCUAUUCCUGCUUGGCAAGGAAUGAGUUACCGAAAUCUUGUCGAUGUCAGAUCUCUCAUUGCACUAGAGCCGAGCUCGUCUGCAGAGCUUUCUAUAGAAAGACAACAUGAAAAUGCUCUUCAGUUGCCUCAUGUCUUUGAGCCUCAUGCAGUUCAGGUUCACAAAACACACUUUCCGCUCGUUCCAGGAGCAACUCCUAACCUACCACCUCUUAUGAACGUCGGCAUUCCCGUCCAUUCUGACUAUUUUGCUUAUUCUCCAACUGUUUUUUCUCCUUCUAUGGUGCCUCUACUCCCACAUUGUUCACGCGGUGGAAGCACCGACUCUGAAUCUUCAUCACCGAGUCACACUUGGAGCUACUCUCCAGGCUCUAGCCCGCACUCUGAAGAACGUCAUUGUGCUGAUGUUCUUCCGCUGGAGAACACCCUAUCUAUAAAACGUGAACCAGAUGAUUCUUUUAGCUGGGAUUGUUAGGCUAGACUUUGCAAUAUUCAUGUGUAGGUGACUGACGUAGUGCUCUUAUUGUAAAUACCGUAGUCAUCUUGGGAUUAGUGUUUGAUAGCAACUGACUUUGUAUUGUAGAUACAAGUUUCUGCGGUUCUAGACACAACGUGUGUCGCCUAAUUAUGAUUGCGCAACUGCGCUUGUCUUGACCGUCAUACGUGCUUGUAUCGUGUGU